Molecule: messenger RNA, 731 nt
Organism: Galendromus occidentalis (western predatory mite)
Lineage: Eukaryota; Metazoa; Arthropoda; Arachnida; Mesostigmata; Phytoseiidae
Product: dentin sialophosphoprotein
Exons: 2
Coding region: 42-608 (188 amino acids)
Source: RefSeq, a predicted model, not a curated record
AUCAGUGAGUUCAAGACCAGACCGAAAUCAGCGCUUUCAAGAUGAGAAUUUUCUAUAUUUGCAUCCUGAUCGCGUUCAUGGUAGCUGUGUCUGAGGCUGCCCCCAGAAAACACGAUGUUGCCAGCGCGGAGUCUGAUGAGAGUGCCUUGGAUGAAUCUGAUUCAUCCGCGAGCGAGUCCGACGAGAGUAGGAGUGUAGCCUCUGACGAAAGUGACGAAUCGGAUGAAAGUCAUAGCGAAGAGUCCGAUGAGAGCGGCAGCUCCGAAUCCGACGAAAGUUUCAGCUCCGAAUCCGACGAAAGCGACAGCGACGAGUCCGAUGAAAGCCACAGCGAAGAGAGUAGAGAAGAUCACAGUGAUUCGGAUGAGUCAGACGAAAGUGAAAGCGACGAAUCCGAAGAAAGUCACAGCAGCGAAUCCGAGAGCGAUGAAAGUGACAGUGACGAAUCUGAGGCUGAGAGUGAUGAAGAAUCCAAUAGUGGCUCAGAUGAAAGUGAGUCCGAGAGUGCACCCGAAAGUGACAGUGAAUCAGACGAAUCUCUUGAAGAUAGCACGGAACAUCGAUCCAGCAGACGUGAAGCUAGAAGCCGAAGCGCACACCAUCGUUAAGGAAAGAGAUUUUAUUAAUUAAGAACGUCGAUAAAAAGUCACAUUUAUAAAUGGGAUUUUUCUUUUGAAGAUCCUCCCCUGCGAGACGAGAUCAAAACGCGCUAUCGAAACCUGUAUCGAUGC